AUGACGGUACUGACAGAAGGAGUCUACAAGCUCAGGGCUGUUGUCCAUGACAUUCAUGGAGCUGAUGUGGAGCUGGGGCCUUAUUACGUGGACAUUGGCCGUGAGAACGUGUCUGUAUUCAUGAACUCCAGCUCUAUCCAUGACAGUGAAGCUCUUUCCUUUGCUGACUCCCUCCCACAGCAGAAAGGCACAGUCGUGAUGCAUCGCUUCUCGUCUGUUUCUUCAUACAAUGUGUCCUUUAUUUCUCAGACUCAAGUGGACAGCAGCCAGGCUUGGCUUGGUGUGACUGUUGGGUAUAAGAUGCAAUCUGUGUCUAUUUACACCAAUGGAACUGUGUUUGCUGCAGACACAAACAUCACAUUUGUGGCUGUUACCAAGGAAACUCUACCCCUGGAGUUCAUGUGGUAUUUGGGAGAUGACCCACCAGUGAGGACAACUUCCAGAAGCAUCAGAAGAAGGCUGAGCAUCCCUCAGUGGUACCAUGUGAUGGUCAAAGCCACCAGCAGGAUCGGCAGUGUGGUCUCCGAGCCCCACCUCAUCAGGAUACAGAAGAGAAUCAUAGCCAAUCGGCUCAUGUCUACUGCCUCAGCCCUGGUAAAUGCCAAUGUGUCCUUUGAAUGCAGACUCAACUUUGGCACUGAUGUAGCCUAUCUUUGGAACUUUGGAGACGGGACCAUUGAUCUGGGCAAAAGUUUCUCCAGUCAUGUCUACAGAAGGGAGGGAGAAUUUACAGUUGAAGUCCUUGCCUUCAAUAAUGUCAGCUCUGCCAUCCUAAGAAAGCAACUUUUCAUCGUGCACGAGCCUUGCCAACCACCCCCGGUGAAGAACAUGGGGCCUAAGCAAGUUCAGAUAUGGAGGUCUCAGCCCCUGACACUCAGAGUGACGUUUGAAGCUGCAGUCCUCUGUAACAUUUCCCAAGGGCUUUCCUACACCUGGAGUAUUGUGGAUGCGGGGGCGACUGCUGUCACCCUCCCUGCUGCUGUCAACACCCACAGACAGACCAUCAUGCUCCCAAGCUACACCCUGGAGUGUGGGAACUACACUGCCAUGGCCAAGGUUCAGAUCAAGGGAAGCAUGGUGUAUAGCAACUACUGUGUUGGUGUGGAGGUUCGACCCAGGGCUCCUGUCAGUGUGAUCUCUGAAGGCACACAUAUCUUCAUUCCCAGGGCCACCACCACCCCCAUCAUCCUCAGAGGGUUCCAGUCCUAUGACCCUGACAACCCGGGAGCUGCUCUCAGUUAUCACUGGACUUGCACUGCAGCCAGCUCACCAAGGUGGCCCUGCUUUGAGGACUCUACUCUAUAUCAAAUGGACACUCACGCUCCUUCCGUUUCCUUCCAAGCAAGAUGGCUCAGUGAAUGCUGUGACCAGUUCCUUCUGACACUGACAGUCUCCAGCAAUGGACAGAACUCUUCUCAGGCCUUGAUAUUCCUGUCCACCCAUCCUGACCCAGCCUUCAGAUUCGUCCACAUCUCAUGGGCCAAUUUUAGAGACAUUCAUGUAAACUGGAAUGAAGAGCUGUCUCUCAGAGCUGUGUGUGAAGACUGUGACAAUGUACCAGACCUCACUUAUUCCUGGGAUCUCUUCCUAGUCAAUGCAACGGAAAAGAAUAUGGUGGAAGUUCCCUUCUGCAGCACUGUGGGGCUACUGGGCAGCUCGGCAUUUGGGGCCCUUCUGAAGUUGUCUCAGUCAGGCCUGCAGUCAAACCCCAGAGGACCACUGACACUACACUCACCACAGCGGUCACCCAUGCCCCUGAGCUGGACAACUCUUCCCAACCUGGGAAGCACUUCCACAGAGUCCACAGCAGGUGGCCACCACAUUCCCGUGGUGGGUCCCCUGGCAGGCUCAGGGGAGCCUAUGGAGGACUAUGGCUCACUGAGUCCAGCCCCAGGUUCCUCGGAUGAGCAAGCUUUGAUGAUGAGCACUCCAGAAGGAAGCUGGCCCCCUUCCAGCUCCUCCCCUGCCUUUGAUGAUUUCGAAGCCUAUUAUAGUGACAUCCAAGAAGAUGUGCCAUCCCUAGGAAGACAGCCAGGGUCCGGUACCAACUUCCAGGAAUCAGGACCAAGCAUGGAUGCCGAGGAGAGUGCCAGUGAUGGGGACAACCUACUGGGCCCUUUCCUCCACACAGGCAGAGAAAAGCCAGCUUUCAUGAUCGACUGGCCCAAGACCCUGGUCAGCCGAGCUGUAUUCCACGGCUACACCUCCUCAGGUAUCGUGGGACCAGCUGUGACAAUAAAACCAUUCUCAUUGAGCAGUGGUGAGAUGUAUGUCUUACAGGCUUCGGCAGCUUCAAAGCAUGCCUUACUAGGCAAAGCUCAGCUUUACAUAACCAUCAACCAAGUUCCACGAGACAUGUCCUGUCAGGUGCGACCCCACAGUGGUCUGGAAGCACAUACCAUCUUCAGUGUCUUCUGCAUGUCAGGGAAACCGGACUUUCAUUACGAAUUUCGAUACCAGAUAGGAAACACUUCUCCACAUACCCUGUACCGUGGACGAGACACCCAGUACUACUUUUUAUUGCCAGCUGGUGAGACCUUAGACAAUUACAAAGUCAUUGUUUCUACUGAGAUCACAGAUGGCCAAGGCUCCAAGGUGCAGCCAUGCACUGUGGAAGUGACUGUGCUGCCCCGUUACCAUGGAAAUGACUGCCCUGACAAGGACCUAUACAGCUCCACUCUGGAAACCCUGUCUUCUCUCCAGCUGGUGGGGAGUUACACAGAAAUCAGGAACUACAUCGCCAUGACCACUGCAAUCCUGAGUCGUUUGUAUGUAGAGAGCAAAAACACAUCUAUGUGUGGCCUAUGGUCACAGAUACAGGAUGUAUUGAUUUCUUCAGCAUGCAAAUUACCUUCCACAGACCAGGAAGCAAUGAUGGAUUCUAUUCACAUAUUGAGAGACCUCAUAAACUUCCCUAAUAAGCUGAGCUGGCUGAGUGCCAUGCACAUCCUCAAAUAUGCCCAGAUGUUCCUCCGUCAAGGUCAGUUCUCCAGGAAGUUGCUGGUCAACAAAAAACUGGGAAUUGAACUUAUCCUUCUCAUCUCUGGAGUCUGGGAAGCUGCCAGAGAAGACAAGAGAAAUGGGGACUAUCUGCAGGAAGAAGGCCUGAAGAUCAUCUCCGACACGUUACUAGCCUGUCUCUCCCUGAGCCACCAGCGUCAGCUUCACAUAAGCACUGGGCAGAUGGAGUUCUGGACCGUUCUCCAUCACAGCUUCCAGAGUUCUGUCCAGAACCUGGGCUUCAUCUGGGUCCAUUUCCCUGGUGACCUGGCCUUGCACAGUUCUGCUCUAGAGGAAUCACACAGUCCAUGCUACAUCAGCCAGCUCAUGGUCUUUAUGAGCAGCCCUUAUCCAGCAGGACAAGCUCCUGGACAGGUAGGUGGUGUGGUGAGCCCUAGGCUCUACAGCUGCAAGAGCAGACGACCUAUUCUCAGAGGACGACUGAAGACACCUGUGACUGUGGAGUUUGGGGAGGAAGACCACCGGCACAAGAGAAAUCCCACUAUGUACACACUGAUUCGGGAUGAAAUAAAUCUCCACCAGUUCAUUGGGCUUUCUGAAAAACCCCAGGAAACAUUACAGAUACAAAUUGAAUUCUCUAAGCCGGUUACAAGAGCCUUCCCCAUCAUGCUGUUAGUAAGGUUCUCCAAGAAAGCCACGCCUGCUGAUUUUCUUGUGAAGCAGGUGUACUUCUGGGAUGAGCAGACUGUACAAAUUUAUGUACCUGCCGUUCCAGUGAAAGGGACCAAUGUGGGGUAUUUGUCCCUAUUAGAUGCUGAUUAUGACAGAAGACCUCCAAACAAAUAUCUUGCUGGGGCAGUAAACUAUACAGUGAAUUUCCAGUGGAUCCAGUGUGUGUUUUGGGACAAGACAGGGUGGAGAUCCGAAGGUCCUUGUCCACAUCCGGGAAGUUCUCCUGAAAAAGUCAACUGCAGCUACCAUCGCCUUGCGCCUUUCUCUAUCCUGAGAAGAAAGCUGAAUGCCACUUUGGAAAUGAGCAGCAUUUCUGGGUUUCGGAGUCACCCACACAACUUGAUUCCUGGUAUUUUCAGUGUGUUUCUCUUGGUUCUUUAUGGACUUUUGAUGACUAAAAGCAGAUGUGUAGAUUGUCACAAGAAAAAGAAACCUGGUUGUAUUUUUCUGGAAGAAGGUAUCCCACCUGGCCACCAGCUGUAUGCAGUAAUCAUUGACACUGGCUUCCGGUCACCAGCCCAAUUUACAUCAAAGGUUUUCAUUGUAUUAUAUGGUGAAAAUGGAUUCUCAGGAACCAAAGAACUCUGCUGCCCAGAGAUGUCUUUGUUUGGAAGGAAUUCCAGGCACACCUUUAUACUGAGCACUCCUAACCAACUGGGACCACUGCAGAAGAUCCGCCUCUGGCAUGACAGUAGUGGACCUUCCCCAAACUGGUUCAUCAGCCACGUGAUGGUAAAGGAGCUACAUUCAGGCCAAGGCUGGUUCUUCUUGGCCCAAUGCUGGCUGGCUGUGAGCCUAUGCGAUGGCCGUGUACAGCGAGAGCUCUUCUGCCUGCGCCGUGGUCUUGGCUUCUGGAAGCUUUUCUAUUCCAAGUUCACGGAGUACCUGGAGGAUUUUCACAUUUGGCUCUCACUGUACAGCCAGCCCACCUCCAGCAGCUACCUACACGCACAGCGGCUUGCUGUGUCCUUCUGCCUCCUGUGUGUCUACUCAUGCCUCACUGCCCUGGUCACCGUGGGAGUUCAUGAACAGGUGGGAGGCAGCAGAUUUUCUCACAGUAACUUCCAAAUCUCAGGCAUACAUUUUGUCCUUCUUUUAACAUGCAAAACUCAAGAGCUCCGGAGAAGGGCUGUCUUGGCUGCCAGACAACGAGAACGCCACCUGCGCUGGGCUCAGCUAGCAUCCAGGGCCAAGUUCAGAGUGACCAAGGAGAGACUGAAGAAAGAGAGCCAGCUGCAGGCAGCCCUGAGAAAUGCCAGAUACUCCUUUGGGAAGCCGAGCAGCACAGAUGACUGGUGGGACUGGACUGUGAGCACAUUGCUGAAUGGGCUGUACCCAGAAGGACCUGCUGCUGGAGCCUGGGGGGCUCAGCCUCCCAGGCCAGUCUCAGAGCUCAUGGAAGAUGCACUAUCUACGAGUACUCGUGACCUUGACCUUGAGAACCCAAAUGUGACCCAUGGUGGUCCUGAGGCCUGUGGGGUGAAGAAGGAGAACUCCAUGCACAGUCUAGGAAGAACAAGGCAUGAAGUGCAUUCAGCCCUGACUGCCCUCAGGGCCAACAGGUGGAUCGACCACAGCACCAGGGCCAUGUCUGUGCACUUCACCCUCUACAACCCCCCAAUGAGACUCUUCACAAGUGUGACCCUAGGUGCAGAGUUUCUCCCCAUGGGAGGUCUUGUCCCCUCAUCCCUGGUAGAGUCAUUCAGCAUCUUCUACAGUGAUUCAGUCCCACAGUACCUUCUUAUGCUUUCUGAGCUGGUGUUCCUGGUACUGAACAUGACCCACCUCUGUUUCCAGCUCUGGGGAAUGGCCACCAAUGGCGUCCUCAGCUACUGGAAAAAACCAAGACACUGGCUGGAGCUCUCUAUGAUUGGGGUAGCCCUGGCCUACUAUGCAGCCUCUGGUCACCUCACUACCCUUGCCAAGAAUGUCAAUGACCAGGUCCACAAAGGACUUCAUCAGAUGUCUGUGGAUCUAAGUCUGAUGGUGUCAUGGAAUCAGAGGGCAAGAUGGCUCCAUGGAAGCCUCCUGUUCCUCUGGAUAUUGAAAUGUGCUCACCUCCUUGGCUUCCUAAACACCAUGACAUCCUUCUCCGAAGUGACAUGUUCCUCUCUCUCCAGAGCCUUCGCCCCAGCACUCUUAGGGGCCCUGUUGCUGGCUGCCCAUUCCCACUUGUACCGGUUUCUGCUCGUCACCUGGACACCAUCCUCCAGCACCUCUACAGAUGCGUUUCCUAGGCUGCUGCUUCAGUUUCUUGGAAGAAGCCAAAGGGACUCACUGAACAAUCAUGUGGAGCCUGACCAUCAAGCUAUGGCUUGUUACCGUGGGGCCCUUUUUCUGCUGGUGGCAACUCUGUGUUUCAGAAUGAUGAGGGCUUCCCUCCUGACUUUUUUCCGAAAAGGAAAGUCUUUUCACAGAAAAUCUCUUGUGAUACUUAAAAAUGUUGCUGUUUAUGCAUGGCGUAAAUUCCUCACCCUUCUGGGGCUGGAGACGACAACUCUGGAGGAGACUGGACUGGCUACGGACCACAGUUACUACCUGGAUGAAUUUUCAAGUCUAUUGGAUGAACUUCUGGUGAAGAUCGAUGGUUUGUCUGACAACCUAGAACUUUCUAUCCUAGAAGAGCAAUGGAGGAGGACAGUGGAGGCAAGGGCAGUGGAUAGUCCUUUAGUUUGCCUUUCAGGGUGCCAAGCUACUGGGGUCCCCCUGUGGACCCUGAACCUCGGCAACCAGCUUAUUUAUGUCAACACUGCUGCAGCUCUGUCUGUGACUGUGAAGGAUUCCUGGAAGGAAGCUGUGUCUACAGGACUGAUUGACUACAACUGCAUCGAAGUGGGGGAAGUUAGAACAUUGCAAGUCUAG
Molecule: messenger RNA, 6555 nt
Organism: Cricetulus griseus (Chinese hamster)
Lineage: Eukaryota; Metazoa; Chordata; Mammalia; Rodentia; Cricetidae
Source: RefSeq, a predicted model, not a curated record